AUCUGCUGCGGCUGCUGCGUGCGUGUGUGCUAGUAUAUCAGUGUCUCUCUACAAUUCCUCUCUCACUCUCUCUCUAUAAAUCUCUCUCUUUCUCUCUCUAAACAGUCACUUCAUCAUCAUCAUCAUUUCAUUUUCUCCAUCUUGCAUGCUCGAUCUUCCAUUCCGAUUCAUCCAAUUCCGUUUAACUCACCGGAAUCGCGUUCGUGUUUGAUCGGAAUCGGAAUCAGAAUGGUGGUUGAUCAUAGCGGAAAGGGAUCAGAAGCUGAAGAUUCAAACCCUAACGCCGUCUCAUCGGAAAACAGUCCAAAGAAAACCUGUGCCGAUUGCGGAACUUCCAAAACACCUCUAUGGCGAGGCGGUCCUGCAGGUCCAAAGUCUUUGUGUAAUGCUUGCGGGAUCAGGAGCAGGAAGAAAAAGAGAGCGAUCUUAGGGAUAAGCAAAGGAAACAACGACGACGGAACGAGAAAGGGGAAAAAGAGUAACGGAAGUGGCGGAAGCAAGGUUGGAGAUAAUUUGAGCAUGAAGCAGAGACUAUUGAAUUUGGGGAAAGAAGUGUUUAUGCAGAGAUCGCAUUGGAAGAAAUUGGGAGAAGAAGAAAAAGCUGCGGUGCUUUUGAUGUCGUUAUCUUAUGGAUCCGUUUAUGCCUAAAUCAAAACCCUAAAUCUUUGUUCUAUUUUUUUUUUAAUUUUAGAAUUUAGUAGGUUAUUGUUUUAGGUUUAGGAUCCAUUCCGAAUCCAAAUCAAAUCCAGAUCAGUAUGAGCCUAACCUUUUCAUAAAUGUAAAUUUUUAUUUUCUGCUACUGAUUAUUAUUGUUGCUGAGAAUGAGAGAGUUAUGAGUGUGUUGUAAGAAAUGAAUGAAUCUAAGUUCAAUUUUGGUUCUAUGAUAUAUUUAUCGGUUUUUGUCUUCA
Molecule: messenger RNA, 908 nt
Organism: Vicia villosa (hairy vetch)
Lineage: Eukaryota; Viridiplantae; Streptophyta; Magnoliopsida; Fabales; Fabaceae
Product: GATA transcription factor 16-like
Exons: 3
Coding region: 229-648 (139 amino acids)
Biological process (GO): regulation of DNA-templated transcription
Molecular function (GO): zinc ion binding; sequence-specific DNA binding
Source: RefSeq, a predicted model, not a curated record